Messenger RNA from Macadamia integrifolia, 1831 nucleotides. RefSeq names its product protein JINGUBANG. The record is from RefSeq and is a predicted model, not a curated record. Bases 403 to 1785 code for a protein of 460 amino acids. The transcript has a single exon. Lineage: Eukaryota; Viridiplantae; Streptophyta; Magnoliopsida; Proteales; Proteaceae. Gene Ontology annotation, molecular function: protein binding.
UGAGUCAUCUGCUCCUACGAGCAGAUGAUCCGCUCUGAAGAACUACCACUACCAAGCCCAUGUGGGUCCAAUAAAAAAAAGAGUAGUAAGCCGACCCAAUACAUCAUCCCCCUCGUCCUCAACCUUGGACAUCCCGAAUCUGCCACUCUCUCUCUCUCAAUAGAACUGGUCUUUGCUCAGCCCUUGUUACAGGAGAGUAACUACUAACAACUCUCCUGCAUCCUAUUUUUGCAUGGACACGUCGCUCCAUUCCCUGUCGUCUCCAACACACCACACUAUAAAAACCAUGCCUAGACGGCCUCCCCAGCUCUCUCUCUCUCUCUCUCUCUCUCUCUCUCUCUCUCUCUCUCUCUCUCUUUGUGUUAGCCAGUCAAGUUUCAAAGACAAGCUAUAGCAACGUCAAUGACGGUCCGAACCUGGGAGGCGACCUGCUCGUCAACCUUCCUUCCUUCCACUGCCAAUGACGCAGGCGCAUCCAUCCAAUUCCCCCAUAAAAAGUUGCAGUUGCUCUCUCCCAAUCUCUCCGCGUCCGACAUCAGAAGCUCUUCCGAAAUCCAGACCAGCCCACCCACCUCCCAAGAAAACAGUUUCAGCAGUCCUCGAUCCAAUUUCUCCAUCCAAUCACUACCCUCCGUCCCUUCCCUCCAAUCAAUCUGUUCAGAAACAACCCAUAAUAACGUCUCCGUCUCUUACCUCUGUGUCUCCAUUCUUAAGCCCCAAACCCACCGACCCAUCAGUUGCCUCGCCGUCUACGGCGAUCUCCUCUACGCUGCCUCCGGCGACGAAAUCAACGUCUACACCCUAACAAAUUAUCAACAUAUUGACACAUUCAACGGCAAAGAUCCCUCUUCCGGCUCCGUCAAGUCCGUUACCUUUGGGGAGGGAAAGGUCUUCACGGCUCACCUAGAUUGCAAGAUCCGUGUCUGGUUGACAACGCCGGAGAAACAUCACCGCCUGGUGGCGACGCUUCCGACCGUCAAGGACAGGUUACGCCGUCUCGUUAUACCUAAGAAUUAUGUCCGGGUCAGGCGUCACAAGAAACGGCUCUGGAUUGAACACUUUGACGCCGUCUCCGGCCUCUCGAUGACAGACGGUUUAUUAUACUCCGUUUCCUGGGAUAAGAGUUUGAAGAUCUGGCGGACAUCGAACCUACGGUGUUUGGAGUCCGUUAAAGCUCAUGACGACGCCGUUAACGCCAUCGCCGUUUCAGAUGACGGAACCGUUUACACGGCGUCAGCUGAUAGACGGAUCAGGGUGUGGGGCCGGGCGGGGGAGACGAAGAGGCACGAGUUGAUUGCGACGUUGGAUAAACAUCAGUCCGCGGUGAACGCUUUGGUUCUGAGCAGUGAUGGGUCCACACUGUUCUCGGGAGCUGGUGACCGUUCGAUCUUGGUGUGGGAGAGGGAAGAUAGUGUAAACCAUAUGGGCGUCAUUGGAGCAUUGAGAGGGCAUAAGGGUGCAAUACUGUGCUUGAUCAAUGUAUCGGAUGUUCUGGUGAGUGGGUCAGAGGAUCGGACGGUUAGGAUAUGGAGACGAGGAGUGGAUCAAGGGUACAUUUGCUUGGUGGAAUUGAAAGGACAUGAGAGGCCGGUGAAAUCGUUGGUAGCCGUUAUGGAAGGGAUUGGAACGGUAUCUCCUCCUCCGUCUGUGACGACGAUUUCAGUUUGUAGUGGAAGUCUCGACGGAGAAAUAAGGGUAUGGGAGGUCACAGUUCCAAACGUCAAGGCUACCUCGUCGUCCUUCACUUCGGAGUCCGAUCUAACCGACGCAGUUCUUGAUUCUUAAAAUGGAAAAAGGUCACGCAUCCUCCUUCCCACCCCCCCCCCAAAAA